UAUCUCGAUUUCGGUAGAGAUAAGAUAUAAGUUAUUAUAAAAAGCAUUUGGAUAUCCAAAUUGGUAGCAUUUGCUCUAUUAACCCAAUACAAUGAAGCUCUUACUAGUUUGCGCUCUGCUGUGCGUCGGCGGUAGCUUCGCUGCAUCCGUGAAAGCAAGCUCAAGCGGCGUAGUGACCUGCUACUACGGAACAUGGGCUAACGGGAGGUCCGGAAAAGGCCGUUUCGGCGUGAGCGACCUGCCCACUCAUCUCUGCACGCACAUCGUCUAUUCCUUCCUCACGCUUGACGGAACCUCCGGAGGCAUUGUUGCUCCUGAAGAAAGCACUGUUGAAGGGAAAGGAAAUUCCGUGUCUGACCUCAUUGCGCUAAAGAAGAAGAAUCCCGAAUUGAAAAUCUUGGCUGCUAUUGGUGGCUGGAAUGAAGCUUCAACAAACUUUUCGGCGGUUGUCAACGACAAAACUAAGAGGGCACUUUUUGUCAAGAACUUGUACAACUACGUUGACACCAAUGGCUUCGAUGGUUUGGAUUUGGACUGGGAGUACCUUCACAGAGAGAAGGAGCAGCCACUGACAAAAUAUUUGGUGACGAACAACUCCGUCCACACCUGGAUCAACAACGGCGCCUCUCCAUCCAAGUUGGUGCUGGGUCUCGGAGCGUACGGAAAGACCUUCACCCUGACCAGUCUGGACAACACUUCCACAGGAGCACCCGUCACUGGAGCAGGAGUAGGUGGCCCUUAUGUCGGUGAAUCUGGAACUUACAGCUACUUGGAGAUCUGCGAAGACCAAAAGGAUAAUCCUUCUGCAUGGAGCAUCACUGAGGUGGAGGGCAACUACGUGUAUGCUAACAAGGACCUCUUCUGGGUCGGCUACGACAACCCCAACACUAUCAAGGCUAAGGCACAAUACGCCAAAAACACUGGUCUGGCAGGCAUCAUGUACUGGGCCAUAGACUUGGACGACUUCAGCGGCACUUGCGGAGACAAGUUCCCACUCGUUUUCUGCCGGGCAUUGCUGGAUACAACUCUGCUUAAUUUAAACAAUAGUUUUACUAUAAAAUUUCAGUACUAA
Messenger RNA from Leguminivora glycinivorella, 1072 nucleotides. Its product is annotated as acidic mammalian chitinase-like. The transcript is spliced from 8 exons. The record is from RefSeq and is a predicted model, not a curated record. Gene Ontology annotation, cellular component: extracellular region. The coding region runs from base 92 to 1072 and encodes 326 amino acids. Gene Ontology annotation, molecular function: chitinase activity; chitin binding. Gene Ontology annotation, biological process: carbohydrate metabolic process; chitin catabolic process. NCBI's taxonomy places the organism in Eukaryota, Metazoa, Arthropoda, Insecta, Lepidoptera, Tortricidae.